AUGGACUUCUCCCAUCCAGACCGCAAGUCGGACGCUCAAUUCCAGCAGAUCCUCGACACGUUUGUCGGCGAGAACCAGACUGUCCUCACCGGCAACCUUCCAGACCUCCUCGCCGGUUACGAAGAUGAUCACGACGUCAAGAUCCUCGAAGAGUCUGAUUUUCACGGAGUCAAGCAUCUCUGUGAACAGUACCCCGACUUAGAGCUUGGCCCCACCGACUUGUUUGGAUUCUUGAUGGCUGUACUCCAGCGUUCGACAUCACCGCCAUAUCCUACACCCGAAACUACCCCAGCCCCUCAACAUUCUACGCCUCAAGAUGAUAGUCGCAGACGCCGCCGACACUCGGACCGCAUCCGCUCUCCCUCCGAUGGAUCCUCUAGCUCGUCCGAAGAGGAGCAUCCUCAUCUCCGUCGUCAAGACUCUGCCCCCGCCACCUCUCUCUCCUUUCCGCUUUCAUCCACCACUCAACCCCCCAAAGGCUUCUCCGGACCAGUCCGAACAAAGACACUAUCAGACCCGAAUCGUUCAGACAGCUCGAUGGACUCGCCACUCCCGCCACAGAGGGUCCGAGGCCGAGGACCGCCACCGAGUGCGUUCACGGGCGGAUUCGCGAGACCGAAUCCCGCGAGCAGGAGGAGGAGGGGAUCGAGCAGUGCACCGGUGGAAGACGACCUGAAAUCACCGGACCUAUAUAACCCGAGAAGGGCGUCUUCGAGGGCGUCUUCGCGAGCCCCCUCGCCCCAACCGUGGAACGCUGCCUCUUCCCGCCCUGCAUCUCGCGCCUCUUCUCCAAUGUCCCCAAAUGAUCAACUAGAUCACUCUUCCUUCCACGAAUCGUGGCACGACCGUGCCAAGUCUCCCGAUGAUAUGGAUAAUGACGUCGAGGCUGAGCGCAAAGUCCUCGCCGACGCAGAUUAUGAUGACGAGGUUGAUGAAGAGGAAGAGAGGCGGGAUGGGCUGGAUAGAGAUGUGACAGGUAGCGAUUCUCUGAUGCCAAGAUUCAGUCGCAUGACUACUGAAUCGACGGCAUCACUGCACACUUCUCAUGAUCACCUGCGGCGACUCAAGAAGGAGAACAAUGAGCUGCUGCGCAAGUUGAAGGAGACAGAAAAAUCACUGGCCGUACAGGGCUCGGAGAACGAACGAAUGGUGGAAGACCUCCAGGCCCGUCUCGAAGAAGCGCAGGGAGAGAUUGCUCAACGACGCAAGGACGAAAAGGAUAUGCGUGGCAAGGACCGAGCGCAGCUUAUCCAGAUCUCCGGGUUUGAAGCCGAUAUCCUGAGCUUGCAACGGACCUUGGAGAAUGCCAAAGCAAACCAUGCAAACAUGCAAAAGAUGUACAAUUCACAGUGCGACGAGGCGCAGAGGCUGAGAGAUAUGCUGAGAGAUCGGGACGCCGAGAUUCAAGAGCUUGAAGAAGUCACAAACACUCAAUCUGCCGACGAAGAAAAGCUGUCUCACGAGAUACAGGCCCUCGAGGCCGAAGUCAAACGUCUCGAAGGCGACCUUUCUCUUGCUCGCCAAGCCGAAUCUCACCUCCAAGUCCAGAAACAGGAAAACCUCGGGCUCAAAGAGACUAUCGACCGUAUGCGCUUUGACCUCGACGAAGCCCGUGCCCAAGCUGCCCUCGCUGGCAACGCUGGCCGUGGUUCAAACAGCGCUACUGCCUCUUCCAUGGGAGGUACCAUUUCAAGAAAUCUGGGCGAUGAGCUCGGCAGGAGACUCGUGGACGUGGAAAAGGUCGGAGAAGAGGAGGGUGAAGACGGGUUUGUGGAGACCAUUGUGACCACCCAAAGAACGCGAAGGGUCGGGGGCAGAAGGAGUCCUGUGCAGCAGCUCGGAAGCUCGAGUGAGACACCGCAGGAGCCGGUAUACGUCGAAGAAGGCGUGCGAGAGUAUGUGGAUGCCUCCACAGCUACAGAUUCUUCUCUUCUCGAAACCCCCAUCUCUUCUCCACCCGCAUACACGCCAGAGCCGCCACCUAUCAAUAUCGACCAAGUCCUCUCCCGUGCCCAUCCCAAAGCAAGAGAACACCAACACGAUCUACACGGGGGCGUGAUAGAUGGAGAGGAAGAGUAUCAGCAGAUGGUGGAUGCUGUGGGUGUGCGGUGUACGGUGAUUGAGGAUGAGAUGAAGAUGCAAAAGUUGGACAAGAUCAAGCGCGGAGUAGAGACGCUGCGGAGAAGGGCCAAGAGGGCACCCUGGGUCGAAAACUCUACCAAUGGUAUAUACCAAUAUAUCUUUCACGGUACGACCGACGUUCGGGAUAACUUUGGGCGAUAUACUGUCUUUGCUGUCGCUGUCUUUGCCUUCGGCAUGAUAGCAGGUUCCCAUCUCGCCGGCCCUGCUGCCGGCCUCCACCCUCGCGACUAUAGGCUCUUCCAGCAGAUGAACACGCUCGCAGGAGCGGCCGGUAUCGGAGAAGGCUUUCUCCCCGGACACAUGCUGGGUGUGGUAGAUCACGGCGCCCGACUUGUUGCCGGCAGGAUCCCGACCUAG
This is a messenger RNA of Cryptococcus wingfieldii CBS 7118, 2499 nucleotides long. RefSeq lists its product as hypothetical. The record is from RefSeq and is a predicted model, not a curated record. Bases 1 to 2499 code for a protein of 832 amino acids. Lineage: Eukaryota; Fungi; Basidiomycota; Tremellomycetes; Tremellales; Cryptococcaceae. The transcript is spliced from 10 exons.